This is a messenger RNA of Zingiber officinale, 3135 nucleotides long. RefSeq lists its product as uncharacterized. The record is from RefSeq and is a predicted model, not a curated record. Lineage: Eukaryota; Viridiplantae; Streptophyta; Magnoliopsida; Zingiberales; Zingiberaceae. Bases 1 to 3135 code for a protein of 1044 amino acids. The transcript has 7 exons.
AUGAGGGACAGAGCUCGGAUACCGUUGCUGGCGAGGUCCGUCAAGGACAGAUUUACCUUAUAUUUGGGCGGAGCAGAUCCUUGGGCUGCUCGAAGUUGGUUGAAGAAUGUAGAGAGCACCUUUGAGUACCUGAGUUGCACGGAUGAGGAGAAAGUGGAACUGGCAGCGUAUCAUCUCCGAGAUCAAGCAGUCACAUGGUGGGACAUGCAGAAGACGAUCUUUGGAGAGCCGCGCAUCACAUGGGCGAUGUUCCGAGACGCGUUUGAGCGGCAAUAUUUCCCAGCGACCUUCUGUCUAGCUCGACGCCAGGAAUUUCUGAAUCUCAAGCAGGGCGACCGGUCAGUGAUGGAGUACAAUGCUGAAUUCUGUAGGUUGGCAGAAUUUUGUCCUCACUUAGUGGCACAAGAUUAUGAUCGUAUGCAGCAGUUCACUCAGGGUCUUGCAGCAUACAUUCGGAUUCGGAUGUCAGGAUUUCCAGGUAGUUCCUAUCGGGAGGUUCUAGAUCGAGCACUAUUCAUAGAGAUGACUCAGCAGCAGGUAAAUCAGGAGAAAGGACAUGAAAAGCAGUCGUCGCAAAAGAGAGGGAAUAGAGAUUUAUUGAUAGAUACUGGUAGUUCCCAUUCGUUCAUAUCUCGAGUAUUUUUGGGUAAAAUCGGGAGAUUGCCUAGUCGUCGGACACACGGGCUGACAGUAUCUCUACCAUCUGGCGAGGUAUUGGAGAUGGUGGAAUUUGACAUUAUAUUGGGCAUGGAUUGGCUGGCCAUGAACCAUGCCACAGUUGACUGCAGAGCGAGAGUAGUCACAUUCCGACCUCCCGGUUUACCAUCUUGGUCAUUCAUCGGAACCGGGGGUGAUGGGAUAUCGGUCAUAUCAGCAAUGCAAGCGAGAAGAUUACUGUCGCAGGGUUGUCAGGGAUAUUUGCUGUCUAUGGUUAAAGCUGAUACAGAUGCAUUACCACGACUCUCGGACGUUCCUAUUGUUCGAGAAUUUUUAGAUGUAUUCCCUGACGAACUCCCCGGUUUGCCUCCUAAAAGGCAAGUCGAGUUUACGAUUGAGUUGGUUCCGGGAACCGCACCGGUAUCCAAGACCCCUUAUCGCAUGGCACCAAAGGAGUUAGAGGAGCUGAAGGUUCAGUUACAGGAGCUGUUGGACAGAGGAUUUAUCCGUCCCAGUGUUUCUCCGUGGGGAGCACCAGUACUCUUCGUUAAGAAGAAAGACGGAUCACUGAGACUAUGUAUUGAUUACCGACAGUUGAAUGCGGUCACUAUCAAGAACAAAUAUCCACUGCCACGUAUAGAAGAUUUAUUUGAUCAGCUGAAGGAUACCUGUGUAUAUUCAAAGAUUGAUUUGCGCUCAGGCUAUCAUCAGCUCAGGGUUGGAGAUGCGGAUAUUCCGAAGACAGCAUUUCGCACUCGUUAUGGUCAUUACGAGUUCUUGUUCGUUAUUGUGUUUAUCGACGAUAUUCUGAUAUAUUCCCGAUCUGAGAAGGAACACAGGCGACAUCUUCGCAUAGUUUUGGAGAUGCUACGGCGAGAACACCUCUAUGCGAAGUUUAGUAAAUGCGCCUUUUGGCUACCUUCGGUGGGUUUUCUUGGACAUGUCGUUUCCAGCAGAGGUAUAUCAGUUGACCCACAGAAGAUUGAGGCAAUCACUAGUUGGGAGCAGCCGAAGACAGUACAGGAGAUACGUAGUUUUUUGGGUCUAGCUGGCUAUUAUCGGAGAUUUGUCGAGGGUUUUUCCAGCAUAGCCUUGCCUUUGACACGAUUGACCCGGAAGGGAGAGAAGUUUAGCUGGACGGAAUCUUGUGAGCAGAGCUUCCAGGAGCUCAAGCGGAGGCUUGUUACUGCACCAGUGUUAGUACUUCCCUCUGGCAUGGAUGGAUUUGUACUUUUCACGGAUGCAUCUUAUCAGGGAUUGGGUGCCGUACUUAUGCAGCGCGAUCGUGUGGUGUCAUAUGCCUCACGUCAGCUGAAGGAUCAUGAGAGGAACUAUCCAGUUCAUGAUUUGGAGUUGGCAGCUAUCAUCUUCGCACUGAAGAUUUGGCGACAUCAUUUAUAUGGGAUCACCUUUGAGAUUUAUACAGAUCAUAAAAGUCUCAAGAAAUCCCGUGGAGUUUUGGCUUGUCACCGAGUGAUGGUUACAGAGUUGAUACAGAACUUCUCUGAGUUGGGGUUGAUGGAGCAAGCACAGACAGAGCGAGGCUUGCUAGUCACCAUGGUUGCUCAGUCACCUAUAGUGGAGCGUAUCAAAGAGGCUCAGGCUACAGAUCAGCAUCUAUUAUGUGUCCCUGAGUCACAUCCUGUCCAGGAGGACUUACUACGGGAAGCACAUCGAUCUAGAUUUGCGAUUCAUCCAGGAGGUACUCGCAUGUACAGGGAUCUGAAACGAUCAUACUGGUGGAAUGGUAUGAAGAAGGAUAUUGCGGUAUUUGUGGCGCAGUGUUUAGUUUGUCAGCAGAUCAAGGCAGAGCAUCAGAGACCAGCUGGUUACCACUCAGCGAUUCAGAUGGCACCAUUCGAGGCAUUAUAUGGCAGAGCAUGUAGAUCUCCUACUUUAUGGGACGAGGUUGGAGAAUCGUCAGUCUUGGGACCUCAGCGUAUUCAGCGAGAUGCAGAGUUGGUUGGCACCAUCAGACGUAGAAUGACAGAAGCCCAAGACCGACAGAAAAGCUACGCGGAUCGGAGACGGAGACCUUUGGAGUUCUUUGUGGAUGAUCACGUGUUCCUGCGAGUGUCUCCUACCAAGGGAGUGAGGAGGUUUGGGUUAAAAGGGAAGUUAGCUCCCCGUUACAUCGGACCUUUCCAGAUACUUGAGCGGAUCGGGGAGGUAGCAUAUCGACUGGCGCUGCCACCUUCACUUGCUGGGGUGCAUGAUGUAUUUCACGUGUCUAUGUUGAGGAAAUAUGUGCCACACCCUACACAUAUUUUGACAGAUGUCUCGAUCACCCUUCAGCCAGAUCUAACGUAUGAGGAGGUUCCAGUGCGGAUAUUAGAUCGCAAGGAACGUCAGCGGCGAAACAAGACAAUCCGAUUGGUCAAGGUUGGUUGGGGGCAUCAUUCAGAUGACGAGGCAACCUGGGAGCUGGAGGAUGAGAUCCGAGCGCGGUACCCACAGUUGUUUGAUGAAGGUAUGUAA